AUGCGUUGGUUCAAGGACCACCCAAAAGAGAUCUCGGCAGGAGGCAAUUUUCCUCCCCCGUUUGCGCCUGUUGCAGCCGCUGCAUGGCCACCGCCGCCAUCUUCCCCUCCUCCACCUGCUCCUGUGCCGCCCUCGCCGGUGCAGAGCGUUGAAGAGCCGAAGCCUGGCUCAGAGGAAGAGCACCAGCCCAAGCGCAGAAGCUGGUUCAAGAGGGCUCUGGGCCUGGGAGAGAUUACGCCUCCGCGACCAAGCACGUACAUGUACGAUCUUAGAGAGACGGGACGCGUGUUUGACAAUCAGGGGAGAGAAAUCACAGGCCUGGUUGACGAGAAGGGGAGGCCAAUAGUGCCAAAGCCUACGCCAGUCCCCAAACCUGAUCGAAGCACUGCGUCCCGUCGCCCUCGAGCAGAACCUAUAACCAGCCAUUGGACAGCAGAGAUGGGAGUCGGAGGGCCUGGUGGUGGUUUCGUUCCUCCCAAAGGGCGAAAGCCUGCUGGUGAGGGAGAACGUCGUCGUGAGACGGAUUCCAGUGGUACCAACAAAGCCCUGGAUGAUGCUCCGAUGUAG
This is a messenger RNA of Aureobasidium vineae, 567 nucleotides long. The record is from the annotation of a GenBank genome assembly. NCBI's taxonomy places the organism in Eukaryota, Fungi, Ascomycota, Dothideomycetes, Dothideales, Saccotheciaceae.